GGCAGUUUGGAGUCAAACACUUUGCUGGGGGACUGGAGUCACAUCGAGGCCAGACUAGGUGCCCAGGAAUGUGCCAGAAUGGAGUCAGAGACAGAGCGAAACUCCUGCCAACUCUUUUAAACUAAAGGCGGACACUGGGUGAGGAUCUGCACCGAGGAGUGGAGAGCUGUGAUCAGGAAGACAGCAGCAGCUCAUUAACAGAGACAGAAGUGACUGACUUGGGUGUUCAACGUCAAAGCUCAACAAUGAAGCUGUUUCUUGCUUUCGCUAUUGUCUACAUAUGCAUUGCCAAAGCAUGCUCAGUGGACUCUUUGGAAUGCAUCAUGGGACGUUGUGGGUCUCAAAGUGUUGUGAGCGAAGAAAAUCGCGAACAAUGUUGGACCGUUUCAACAAAAACAACUCUCGAAGGGAAAACAGUCUGUGAGCGUGAAAAUCUUUGUGACUUGAACGCGAAGGAAAAUGUGUCCCUGAACAGUGGCAUUGCUUCUUUCUCGAGGAUCAACAAUGAACACCUUGAAGCAGAACCUGACACUCCAAAUGGACUUUCAUGUUUUGGUUGCUUUGAAUCGUCCUUUGAAUUAUGCAGCCAAAAGCUCGAGGAGGUGAAUUGUGUUGGUGGUGAGACUCGGUGCCUGAUUGCAUCAGGAACGGGAACAAAGGACAGUAUUCCAUCUCCUUUUGUCACAGCAGCAUGUGCCACUGAAAAUCUCUGCCAGGGGCCCGCAGAUUUUGACUUUUUCCCUGUAAAAUUGGAUGGGUCUGCACAUUGUUGUUCAUCCUCGCUGUGUAACAAUGUUACAUUGCAACAUGAAUCAGUCAAGAAGAUUGGAGAAUUUUCACCCGAGGCUCAUCACCAUGACACUGACUGGCAUUGAAAAUCACACUGAAAGGGUGACAGUGUUGGAGUAGAGUCUGUUCCAGCCUGUAACCAUAGUGAGGGUGGGGCAGCGAGAUUCUUUGAAGGAUCAAGGCAAAGGUGUAUUGGUUUCAAGCUCUUUAAUUU
Stegostoma tigrinum is the source of this 1003-nucleotide messenger RNA. RefSeq lists its product as uncharacterized. The transcript has 8 exons. The record is from RefSeq and is a predicted model, not a curated record. Gene Ontology annotation, cellular component: plasma membrane. Lineage: Eukaryota; Metazoa; Chordata; Chondrichthyes; Orectolobiformes; Stegostomatidae. Bases 246 to 875 code for a protein of 209 amino acids.